AUGUCCGAAUACACGACAUGGCACCAGCGCAGGAUGACAGAAUCUGGCUUCCACCAGACCGCUACGUCGCUCUCGAGUCUAUCCGAUGCUGCUUUGCGGGCAGAGCUCUCUCGGCGGAGCACGGCUCGAGGCGUGCGCGAUGAAAAGCCCGAGUGCGGCUCGUCGGAACCGGGGGUUUAUAAUACACCAAUACAUGUCAUGGCGCUUUUUCUCAUCCUGGCAUUGAGCACGUUAGGUAACCACCGGUCCCCUCAUUAUGUUCAUGGCUCGUGUUUAACCCAUCUGCCUCAAGCGUGUUCGUUCCCCGUGCUGGCUCGCCGAUUCCCGCGCCUACCUAUACCACGUCGUUUUCUGUUCCUGUCUCGGCAUUUUGGAACGGGGGUUUUGAUUGCCACGGCUUUCGUCCACUUGCUUCCCACGGCAUUUGUCUCUUUGACAGAUCCAUGCCUCCCAAGGUUUUGGAGCGAGAGCUACCGUGCCAUGGCCGGUUUUAUCGCCAUGAUAUCCGUCUUUGUGGUUGUGGUCGUCGAGAUGUUUUUCGCCAUGAAAGGGGCAGGCCAUGUCCAUGGAAGCGAGUAUGAUCAGCUGAUUAGCGAUGUUGGUCUCGAGAUCUCUCAUGACGGUCAAACCCCAGAUCCCAAUUACUCGAUGCUCGAGGGACAGGAUUCAGUGGCCAAUCACAUUCCGCUGGACAGGAUUCCGGGAAGUGAGCCGAUGCCUAGCACAGCACGGCCGCCAAUCUCUACGUCAAGACAUCCUUCAAGCGAGGAGGGCCAAACAUCCUCGAAAAACACGAUGGAGCCAAAGGAAGAUGACGACUUGGACUUGGACGAUUCCAACUCCCAUGAUGUCUCUUGGAUUAGUGGGCAGCGGGACUGCCACCCUCGGGGCCGUCCUUCACAUGAAUCUGGGUUCCAUCCACAGGCGGACGCAAAUCGACACCUGCAGAAUCCGCAGCGCCAGUUGCUCCAGUGCCUUCUUCUCGAGGCGGGUAUUCUUUUCCACAGUAUAUUUAUUGGAAUGGCUCUCAGCGUCGCAACCGGAACGUCAUUCCUUGUUCUCCUCGUGGCUAUUUGUUUCCACCAAACUUUCGAAGGGUUUGCUCUUGGAUCGCGUAUCGCAUCUCUGAUACCCGACCUUUUUUCUCCGUCUUCCAUGAAACCGUGGCUCAUGUCUCUUGCGUAUGGGAUGACCACCCCUAUCGGGCAGGCCAUCGGUUUAAUGUUACACAAUCUUUACGAUCCUGCGAGCACAGCGGGCCUACUCAUGGUGGGUAUCACCAAUGCUAUCAGCAGCGGGCUUCUACUUUUUGCUGGGCUUGUAGAGCUUUUGGCGGAAGACUUUCUAAGCGACGCAAGCUAUGCAACGCUGAGAGGCCGGCGACGUAUUGAGGCCUGUGUUGCAGUAGCUAGUGGGGCUGUAUUAAUGGCUUUGGUUGGUGCAUUUGCUUGA
This is a messenger RNA of Aspergillus steynii IBT 23096, 1452 nucleotides long. Its product is annotated as putative ZIP family zinc transporter. NCBI's taxonomy places the organism in Eukaryota, Fungi, Ascomycota, Eurotiomycetes, Eurotiales, Aspergillaceae. Gene Ontology annotation, molecular function: zinc ion transmembrane transporter activity. Gene Ontology annotation, cellular component: plasma membrane. The coding region runs from base 1 to 1452 and encodes 483 amino acids. The record is from RefSeq and is a predicted model, not a curated record. Gene Ontology annotation, biological process: zinc ion transmembrane transport. The transcript is spliced from 2 exons.